This is a messenger RNA of Sorghum bicolor (sorghum), 1907 nucleotides long. Its product is annotated as probable protein phosphatase 2C 34. Lineage: Eukaryota; Viridiplantae; Streptophyta; Magnoliopsida; Poales; Poaceae. The record is from RefSeq and is a predicted model, not a curated record. Gene Ontology annotation, molecular function: protein serine/threonine phosphatase activity; cation binding. Gene Ontology annotation, biological process: protein dephosphorylation. The transcript has 4 exons. Bases 269 to 1402 code for a protein of 377 amino acids.
CUCGGCGCCUAUUCUCCCCCCACCCGUCACCACCCCACACGCGCUUUCGCCGCACCAAAGCGUCGUGAGCUGCUACUUAACCUAACCCCACCGCCAAACGAUUCCCCAUUCCUGAUUCCAACCAGCCCAUUCGAGUACACACGGGGAGCGGGGGAAGGGAAGCCAAGAACAAGCAGGCGAUAGUCGUCUUCGUGCGCGCUGGUGGGUGUUGACAGAGAGAAAGAGAGAGGAAAGGUCGGAUUUUGUUUUACGGCUGCGCUGAGGAGAGAUGUUGAGGGCGGUGGCGAGGUGCUGCGGUCACUGGCCGCCGGGCGCCGCGGCGGCGGACGGGAUGCUGUGGCAGACGGAACUGCGGCCGCACGCGGCGGGGGAGUUCUCGAUGGCCGCGGCGCAGGCCAACGUGACCAUGGAGGACCAGGCGCAGGUGCUGGCCUCCCCGGCCGCCACCCUCGUCGGCGUCUACGACGGACACGGCGGGGCGGACGCAUCCCGGUUCCUCCGAUCCCGACUCUUCCCCCAUGUCCAACGCUUCGCGAGGGAGCAAGGGGGCAUGAGCGCGGAGGCGAUUCGGAGCGCGUUCGGCGCGGCCGAGGAGGAGUUCCAUAAGCAGGUGAGGCAGGAGUGGACGAAGCGGCCGCGGCUGGCUGCUGUGGGCUCAUGCUGCCUGCUCGGGGCCAUCUCCGGGGACACGCUGUACGUGGCCAACGCCGGGGACUCCCGCGCCGUGCUCGGCCGUCGAGUGGUCGGCGGUGGGGUGGCCGUCGCCGAACGGCUGUCCACCGAGCACAACGCGGCGUCCGAGGAGGUGCGGCGGGAGCUCACCGCGCUCAACCCCGACGACGCGCAGAUCGUGGUGCACGCCAGAGGGGCGUGGAGGGUGAAGGGGAUAAUUCAGGUGUCAAGAUCCAUUGGCGAUUUUUAUCUGAAGAAACCAGAGUAUAGCUUGGACCCCUUGUUUCGGCAAGUUGGCGCCCCUAUUCCAUUGAAGAGGCCAGCUCUUAGUGCUGAACCAUCAGUUCAAGUACGCAAGCUGAAACCAAAUGACCUAUUUCUGAUAUUUGCUUCGGAUGGUCUUUGGGAGCACCUCAGCGACGAUGAUGCGGUGCAAAUUGUCUUCAAGAAUCCAAGAACAGGGAUAGCCAACAGAUUGGUGAAGGCUGCCUUGAAGGAAGCAACCAGGAAGAGAGAGGUCAGGUACCGUGACCUGAGGACGAUCGACAGGGGAGUGAGGCGGCAUUUCCACGAUGACAUCAGCGUCGUUGUGGUCUACCUUGAUCGCCACCGCGAGCGCCGCCACACCAGGGUCAUCGAUUCGAGCAGCAACUGCACCAGUGCGCCCGUCGACAUCUACUCCUCCAACACCCACCAGUCAGCAGAGCCCUUGCACGCUUAUAAGUGCUGAACUCUGGGUAGAGGAAUGUUGGGUUGUCUUGCAAGUUAGGCUCUCUCUUGCUGGUGAACGGUGGAGUCGCAGAGCAGGGGAACGACUCGCUGCAGUGUUAUUGCCAUCGGAAGAACUCGGAGAUGUACAUAGAUAGCGUGGGGUGCGUAGCAUUUUGGUGCCGGAGAAUAUCAUUUGGUCCCGAACUACGUAGAUAAUUGGUUGAUCACAGCAUUUUCUUGUUUAUUUUUGUCUGAUUAUGCUUAACCAGCAGACAGCAGUAAGCCCGUCCAUUGGAUCGGAAUUAAUUUAAGAGAUCUGUAAUACAGGGGUGUCUUGAAAUAGUUGAUGACGAACUGGAGGUUAGUGGAGACCAAAGAAUAUAUGCUCUGCUUACGAUCUGGAAGUUAGGUUGUGACCUGAGAAUAUAUACUCUUUGCAACGGAUGAGAUGCUCCUUAUUUCAUUUAGCAAUGCCUUUUGUCGGAAACUUCUUUACUUUAUGUAUAGUGACAAGAUUACCUCUA